Molecule: messenger RNA, 1309 nt
Organism: Annulohypoxylon truncatum
Lineage: Eukaryota; Fungi; Ascomycota; Sordariomycetes; Xylariales; Hypoxylaceae
Product: 60S ribosomal protein L2
Exons: 4
Coding region: 154-918 (254 amino acids)
Biological process (GO): cytoplasmic translation
Cellular component (GO): cytosolic large ribosomal subunit; ribosome
Molecular function (GO): structural constituent of ribosome; RNA binding
Source: RefSeq, a predicted model, not a curated record
GCGCAACCCACACAAACUUUCUACAUUGAGGGAAAAUUGUCGGCUCUCUAUCUGUAAUUUCGGCCGCAUCUUCCAAAAUUCUUCAAUCACCCAAUUUACUCCAAACCUCCAUUCUCUUUCAACAUCACGAAUUACGCACAAUAGACCAGCACCAUGGGUCGCGUGAUUCGUAACCAGAGAAAGGGUCACGGUGGUAUCUUCACCGCCACCACCCGUCUGCGAAAGGCCCCCGCCAAGUUCCGAUCGUUAGAUUACGCUGAGCGCCAUGGUUACGUACGAGGUGUGAUCAAGGAGAUCAUCCACGACCCGGGUCGUGGUGCUCCUCUGGCCCGCGUCGUCUUCCGAUCUCCCUACAAGUUCAAGCAGAUCACCGAGACCUUCAUCGCCAACGAGGGUAUGUACACCGGUCAAUUCAUCUACGCCGGCAAGAACGCCGCCCUCACUGUCGGCAACGUCCUCCCCCUCGCCUCUAUGCCCGAAGGUACCGUCAUCUCGAACGUGGAGGAGAAGGUUGGUGACCGAGGUGCUCUCGGCCGAACUUCCGGCAACUACGUCACAGUCAUCGGCCACAACCCCGACGAGGGCAAGACCCGUAUCAAGCUCCCCUCCGGUGCCAAGAAGAUCGUCAGCAGCAGCUCCCGAGGAAUGGUCGGCAUCGUCGCUGGUGGUGGACGAACCGACAAGCCUCUCUUGAAGGCCUCGCGUGCUAAGCAUAAGUUCGCCGUCAAGCGCAACAGCUGGCCCAAGACUCGUGGUGUUGCCAUGAACCCCGUCGACCAUCCUCACGGUGGUGGUAACCAUCAACACAUUGGUAAAGCCUCCACAAUCUCCCGAUACGCGGCACAAGGUCAAAAGGCGGGUCUUAUUGCGGCGAGACGGACGGGUCUGCUACGUGGUACCCAGAAGACGAAGGAGUAAAAUGGGUUAUCCAGGUCAUGGUUCAUCAAGGCGGUUGGAGUUUUACUUGAUUGCGCUUUGCAUCUCUCUAGGUACUGGUGAGCUAUGAUAAUGAGAUAGGCUCAAUGGUAGUACCCGGCAUGAAAUCCUUUCUACGUGUCCUUUCGAUUGACAAACAUGGAUCUCGUGAAGUUGAUGAAGGAGAACUACGGUUUACAAACGGUAGCUCUGUGUCAUUAGGAGGAAUUCGUCUGAGUUCGCCUGAUGCUCGGUAUGUGUACUAGGUCCUAGAUAUAUACAUAGGCACAUAUCCGAACAAAGAAUAAGUGCAAAUUUCCAACAUAUGGACCAAUUGUGUACACUAUGGCCGAUUCUAGUGUGACGAGAUCACCUGCAACGAAUGGAACCAUAU